GUCAAAUUUCAGCCGCCACUUUGACAAGUCACACUCCAGUGAACAGCGGAUAACUCCCGUCACCGGACAAAGUUGCCCGUUUUAACUCGCUGUUGUGAGGACAGUCUUAUACCUACUUUUACCAAUUGAACAGUCACGAUGAGCCACAGAUUUAAGAAGGCGCUCUUCCAAACCACUGCAUCCCACUGACCUGCAGUAAGCCAUUCUGGUCAAUACUUCCACACAUACCGUUCAAAUCUCACUCCAACUUUUCCUGGAGCGAAGCCUCCUCGCCAAACAUCGACUGUCCGUCUCUUUCAUCAGUUUCAUCAGCAAUUUAAAGCGCUGGUUGCUAAGAGAUGAGAUUCAGCGGCAGUGGUGAAAAGCUCUGAUGCACAGCAGCCAAAAGUGUGACCUCUCGCCCAUCUCUUUCACCUCCUCUGGAGACCUCCAUGCUUUCGCUAUGACUUCAACUGCUUCGCCGGUUCGAACAGCAGGGAGAAGAAGAGGGAGCAGCUUCAAGUUAGAGAAUGGCCGCAUUGAAGAAAACACUUUACAGGAGAAAACCUUUGAGUUUUUCCAGCUGUGUGACAUUGAGAACAAGGGCUUCAUCACCCGGCGGGACAUGCAGCAGAGGCUGAGCGGGGAGCUUCCUCUCAGCGUAGAGGAGUUGGAGAACGUGUUUGACACACUGGACUCUGACGGCAACGGGUUCCUCACCCUGGAAGAGUUUUCAUCCGGCUUCAGUAAAUUCUUGAAUGGCCAGAACAUUGCGCCGGACGUGAACAUGAAUGAGGGCUUUAAAAGUUCUCCAGAGGUUCUGUACCAGUCCCAGUGGGAGGGGAGUCUGGCUGCAUCAGAAGAUGAAGAGGAGAAACACUUCUGUAUGCUCAUGGAGAACCUGGGAGCCAACAGCGUGUUUGAAGAUUCCGCUGAGGUGCGCAGUCUGUGGGCACAGCUGCGUCGAGAUGAGCCACACCUUCUGUCCAAUUUCGAGGACUUUCUUGCACGUGUGACGUCUCAGAUCAUCGUGGCCAAUCAGGAGAAGAGUGAGAUGGAAAGCGCUCUCAAAAGAAAAGCAGCCACGCAUGACGAUGAGAUCCAACGUCUGUAUGAGGAGAUGGAGCAGCAAAUCAAGAAUGAGAAGGACAGAGUGCUACUGGAGGAUUACAAGCAAUUUCUGUCCCGCAGCCAGACCCUCGAGCAUCAGCUGACCAACAAGGAAAAGGAACUAGAGCAGCUUUUUCAUAAACAAAAGAGGCUGGAGAAUCAGUGUGAAGAGCUUCACAGCGAGCAGCACGAGACCAGAGUGGAGAACGUGAAACUGAAGCAGACCAAUGACGAGCUGGCCAGAGAACUGGAGCUCACCACGCAGGAGCUGGUGCUGGCUCAGGAGCAGCUGAGCGUUCUGCAGGACCAGUCGGCACGGCUUCACGAGGAGAAGGAGAUAGAGAUCUACAGGCUGACGGAGGGGCUCCAGCGUGAGAGGGCCAGCCUUCUGAAGCAGCUGGACCUGAUGAGAGAAGUGAAUAAACAUCUGCAGGAUGAGAAGGACAUUUGCUAUCAGAAACCAAAGAAUUCCAAGAAGCCCACUGUCGCCCAUCAGAGGGCGUUUUUAUCCAAACAACUCAGCAUCUGUAAAAGUGAAGGGCAGGAUCCGCCGUCACCCACCGUGAAGCAGAACCUUCAUAACGCUUCAUGUCUACCCUCCCUCUCGAAGUCACCGACAGGUUUCCUCCACAGGAUCAUCUCCAUUGAGGAGGACCACCUCCCACACCUGCUCCAGGUGGACCACCAUGCUGAGAGGUCACUGGAGGUCUGCAGAGAAGGGGAGGAAGUGGAGAAGGAGGAGAACUUUGAUCUGGAGAUGAGUGACAUUUGCGACUCCAUAGUUAAGCGGGCAAAUGAAGAGAGACCCCCUACUUCUCCACGAGGCCAACCUGUCGGGAAGGAGACCAGCAUGACUGAGGAGAGUCGACCUUCACCUCCUGAUCGCCUCUUCAAAAUCAUUCUGGUUGGGAACUCCAAUGUUGGGAAAACCUCUCUGCUCCGACGCUUCUGUGACGACUCCUUUGAGACCGGCACCUCAGCCACUGUGGGUAUAGAUUACAGUGUGAAGACGAUUAUGGUGGACCACAGCCAGGUGGCGCUCCAGCUGUGGGACACAGCAGGGCAGGAGCGCUAUCACAGCAUCACCAAGCAAUUCUUCCGAAAAGCAGACGCCGUGGUGGUGCUGUAUGACAUCACGUCGGAGCACAGCUUCACCGCCGUCCGUCAGUGGCUGACCAGCGUGAAGGAAGGCGCAGGUGAGGAGAUCACUGUGAUGCUUUUGGGAAACAAGACGGACAAAGACGCUGACAGACAGGUGGAGCGCGCGGUUGGAGAGCGACUGGCCAAGGAGUGUGGCAUGUCCUUCUCCGAGUGCAGCGCCUGCUCGGGACAGAACGUGAUGGAGUCGAUGCUGCAUUUGGCUCGGAUCCUGAAAGAGCAAGAGGACCGGGCGAAGGAGAAAACCAUCCAGCUGGUGGGAAGCUCCUCAGAGAAGAGAAGAUCCUGCUGCUGACAGAUAAUGCACAAACACACUCCGUGGCACUACUUUUUCCUCUCACAGCAGCUUUGCGUGAACACUGCGUGGACAAACAAUAGAUGUAUCCCACGACACGUACACUGAAACUUCACGCCCCAAAAAAUGGUAUAAAUGUCAUCUUUUUACAUUUUUAAAAUGAUUGUACACAAGUUUUUCUGUCAAUAAUAAUGGUUAUUAUUAUAUAACUCAAAAAUGCAACUAAUUUCAGAGGUAAUUCAAUGGACUCAUAAACUGUGAGAAUACUUGUCCCAAACUUGAUGUGUAUUUUUGAAUGAGUUUUAAUAUAUUGUUGUAGCAUCUGUUUCAUUGUUAAAUCUGUUAGUUUUUAAAAAUGUGCAGUUAAUUUUCCACUGUUGUUUGAAAAGUCACUAAAAGUGUAUCACUACUGUCGCCUUAAUGUAUGAAACAGAAAUUGUGUGAAGAAUAAAUAAAGUUGAUGUUGUUAAUAAUA
This is a messenger RNA of Synchiropus splendidus (mandarinfish), 3017 nucleotides long. It is a transcript of the gene cracr2aa, whose product is annotated as calcium release activated channel regulator 2Aa. Gene Ontology annotation, molecular function: GTP binding; GTPase activity; calcium ion binding. The record is from RefSeq and is a predicted model, not a curated record. NCBI's taxonomy places the organism in Eukaryota, Metazoa, Chordata, Actinopteri, Syngnathiformes, Callionymidae. The coding region runs from base 371 to 2542 and encodes 723 amino acids. The transcript is spliced from 19 exons.